This is a messenger RNA of Dentiscutata erythropus, 561 nucleotides long. NCBI's taxonomy places the organism in Eukaryota, Fungi, Glomeromycota, Glomeromycetes, Diversisporales, Gigasporaceae. The record is from the annotation of a GenBank genome assembly.
AUGCAAAAAUAUAAAAUUGUCGUCCUCGGCGACAGCAACACCGGAAAGACUGCAAUUACUAUGCAAACUUACGAUCCAACAAUAGAAUCUACGUAUCGUAAACAGGCCGUCGUUGAUGGUUACCCAUGUAUUAUUGAAGUAUUAGAUACAGCUGGGCAAGAUGAAUACAAUACUUUACGAGAUCAAUGGAUUAGAAAUAGUGAGGGUGUCGUUCUUUUAUAUUCAAUUACAUCAAGACCCACGUUUGAAAGAGUACAUAGAUUUUAUGAUCAAGUUUUAAGAGUAAAAGAUGAUGAUGAAACUAUACCUAUGAUUCUUGUUGGAAACAAAUGUGAUAAGCUUAACGAAAGAGAAAUCUCAAAAGAAGAAGGCAUGCUUAUGGCAAAACGACUAAAAUGUGACUUCAUUGAAACUUCUUCAAGGACUAGUAUAAAUGUGAAUCAUGUAUUUUAUAGUGUAAUUAAAAUGAUAAGGCAAUUAAAUGAUGGAGAAAUGACAGCAUACGAAAGAAGGUCUUCAGGAACGGGAAGAAAAAAAAUGUUCUGUUGUCUUAUCACUUAG